Mycena indigotica is the source of this 906-nucleotide messenger RNA. Its product is annotated as Ribonuclease T2. The record is from RefSeq and is a predicted model, not a curated record. The transcript has 5 exons. Bases 1 to 906 code for a protein of 301 amino acids. Lineage: Eukaryota; Fungi; Basidiomycota; Agaricomycetes; Agaricales; Mycenaceae. Gene Ontology annotation, biological process: RNA catabolic process. Gene Ontology annotation, molecular function: ribonuclease T2 activity; RNA binding. Gene Ontology annotation, cellular component: extracellular region.
AUGUUCUCCGCUGCUCUCCUUCUCGCUGCAGCAACGACCACUGUGUUGGCUGAAACCCUCACGACCCAGUCUUCGGUCAUAAACACUUUCCCCGACUUCUCUGCAUGCGCGGCCCAGCCCUCAGUUUUCUCUUGCGAGAAUACGACGGCGAUUAAAAACACCUGCUGCUCGCCAACUCCGGGCGGGCUCGUGUUGCAGACUCAAUUCUGGUCGACCUACACUGGUCUGGAGAAGAAGGGGCAAAAACUGCCCAAGAGCAGCUGGACGAUUCACGGUCUUUGGCCGGACAACUGCGAUGGUUCUUACGAGAGCUACUGUGAUGCAACCCGCCAGUUUGACCCUACGCCAGACAAGAGCACAAACUUCUCUGCGUGGACUGGUCCUAGCAUCGAUACCUUCGUGAAGAAAUUCGGGAGACAUGACCUGCUCGACUACAUGGAGAAAUACUGGAUCAACCAGCGUGCGCCGAACGCCGACUUUUGGGCUCAUGAGUUCUCCAAGCAUGCUACCUGCACGAGCACUUUCGACAUCGCCUGCUAUGGUCCCAAGUACAAGAAGCACCAGGACGUUGUCGACUUCUUCGAUGCUGUUGUCCGCGCAUUCAAACAAUAUCCGACAUUCGAUAUUCUCGCUUCGUUUGGUAUCGUACCCUCGAACACUACAAGCUACACCCGCACCCAGAUCGAGACUGCGCUGAAAUCUCAGACUGGUGCUGUCCCUUACCUCGGCUGCUCGACCAACGGAACCAUUCUGACUGAAGUGUGGUACUUCAGCCACGUUUAUGGUACUGAGCAAUUCGGAACUUACAAGACCCUGGACUCCACCACGAAAUCGAGUUGCUCUGCAACAGCGCCCAUUCGCUACCUUGAACGCACGCCAGGCUCUGAGCGUGAAGUUCGCAAGUAA